Molecule: messenger RNA, 1411 nt
Organism: Triticum urartu
Lineage: Eukaryota; Viridiplantae; Streptophyta; Magnoliopsida; Poales; Poaceae
Source: RefSeq, a predicted model, not a curated record
AAAAAAUCACAUCUGAGCCCACAGCCCACAGCGACGCGACCUAGUCACCAGUCACCAGGACGCGCCGCCGCUCGGCGCUUACCCAGUCUGCCGCCGCCGCUCCUUCUCAUCGGUAGUUCGGCGCUGACCGCCGGUGGCCGGAGGCCCGAAGCAACCGCCGCGACCCGCCGACCCGCCGAGCCGGACCAGACGGUCGCACUGCCGCUCAGGAGGAGCUCCUCUCGCCCGCGCCUCCGGUACCGACGGUCGACGCCCUCGUCUCCUCCGACCCUCCCCGCUCCCAGUGCCGGCCGUGGCCUCGGCCUCGUGGUUGAGUUACUGCUGUCCCGUGCCUACCCCCUCCAUCAUGAUGGCGGAAGAGGACGUUGACUGGACACAGGUGUUUGAUCGGGUCAAAGGUUCAAUCUUUUCCAUCCAGUUUGCUCCGAAACAAGACCAGCUCGAAGAACUCAAAAUCCUGGCUGAUGAGGUCAAGACAGUAAAAGAUAAAGAAUCGCGGUACGACAAGGUCAGGAAUGGGCAUUCUUCUACUGGUUUUGCCUACUAUUCUAGACCAACCGGACUGCUAAUCAUGACAAGUGCACACGGUUUGAGCCAUCUCUUCAAUGCGUCUCGACCUUUGACACGAGAGACACUGGAUAUGAUGGACAUUACUGUCUUAUGUGAUCACCAGGAAGAAACUAUUCAGGAAGCUAGGUUGGUUAAUGCUGUCAGGAAGUACGGCACUGCAACAGUAGCUGGGGUUGAUUCAGGUGAAGAUACAAUUGUUCUGAGUGUUGAGAACAGCAGCCUCAAGAAUUACUCAGACGAUGGCGUAUGCGCCCAAGCACACCCUACCCUUGAGAUCUCUGCCAAAACUCCAAUAAAUCAUAGGCAGUGCAUGAUGGUGUCUUGGCCGUCCAAUAUGCCUAGAAUGGUCUCUAUAGGUACAACUGUUUCUUCAAGGGGGAUUGACAUGCCCGAUCCUUUGGGGUACAACAUGAAUGUAUUGGAAGUCGACAUGAGAACUGCUGAGAGCUCGUCCGGGGCGCCACUGUUCAACUCAAACGGCGAGGUCAUUGGUAUUCUGCAAGGGAGACUGAGUCGGACCCGCUCGAUCUUCGUGGCGGGGUCACAUCUGCAUGGAUGGGUCCAAGCAGCUCAUGGCGCAUGAGUUAAAGCUGCAAAUCGUCGACCAAAAUAGAAUUUAGGCUCUAUUUAUCUUGGCAUGUAGUAAUUCUCUGUUAGUAACACUCAUUCCGUAUGUUAAGACAUUAAUUUAUGUCUCCUCUUGCCUUGGUUUGGCGGUUGGGUCGCCUGUGCUAGUGGCAAACAAAAAACUGUUAGUAGUAUGUAGCAUCCAUAAUUGCCAAUGGUAAGUGUAAGUCUCGGAAGUACAGUAUGACGAAACCGCAGGCAUGUGUUCUUCAGA